Messenger RNA from Arabidopsis arenosa, 1740 nucleotides. Lineage: Eukaryota; Viridiplantae; Streptophyta; Magnoliopsida; Brassicales; Brassicaceae. The record is from the annotation of a GenBank genome assembly.
CGUGAGAGGAAUGGGGAAACGGAAGGAGAAGAAGAAGAAGAGCAAGAUGUCCAAAUCUUCCAGAGCUAAACUACAAAGGCUCAAAUAUAUACAAGUUAUCGAAGAAUUGGGAGCCGAACUCGUGCAGUUACAAAUUACUAACGAGAAAUUGAAUGGUGACGGUGUCGAGGGUCUGAGCUACACCGAGCUGGAAUCACUUGUAAGUAUUUUAAGGGAGGGACAAAGCCGUGUAAUGGAGCAACAGGAAAAGGCACUUUGUCAAUAUACAGUCAGUCAGAUGGCAGAGUUCGAAGUUAUGGGGGAAGAAUGGGUUGAACAAAUGGCCAAAGAGGAACACGCCCGUCAAUUUCUUUUGUCCAAGAGAAGAAGAGAGUUUAGGCGCAAGGCUAGACAACUCCGGCUCAGCUCUCUCGAUUCCCCACAGGAGCUCGAGCAUAGCCAGGACCAUACAGAUCUGGUGGAACGCAUUGAGUUGUUGAAGAGCGAGAAGGAGAGACUGGUGCUUUGGAACCAGAGAAUGAUUGGUAAAGAGCUCGACGGUAUGGAUCAGAUCGAGCUCGAUGUAUUUCUGAGUGAUGUCAACCUUGGUCUCCGCAGUGUGUGGGACGAGAUGAUGAGUAGAAUCCGCUCUACUAGGCAGAGCAACAAGCAGAGCAACGAGGAACUAAUCUCUCAGACUCAGAGCAGCAUCAAGGAACUGAGCAGCCCGGGAAAGAUGGACGAGAUGCCUAGAAUUCGCUCUACUAGGCACAGAGCAACGAGAUUAAUGGAAAAAACGGGAGAAGGAAUUUACAUUAGGUAUCUCGGAGUGGAAGUUGGGAUAAAACCAUUAAAUUUUGGGAUCCAAGAGGUGCAAGUGCAUGGGACGAAUCGCACAGAGAUUGGAACAUAUCAGCAACCUGAGCGUGUUAACUCUAUUUCUCUUGCCGGAAAUCGUUUGGUUGUGGCAACAGCAGCAAGGCAUGUCAACAUUUAUGAUCUCAGAAAUAUGUCUCAGCCUGAGCAAAGAAGAGAGUCCUCACUUAAGUACCAGACAAGAUGUGUGCGUUGUUAUCCCAAUGGAACAGGAUAUGCCCUUAGCUCUGUUGAAGGGAGGGUUUCAAUGGAGUUUUUUUUUAUCUAUCAAAGGCUGCUCAAGCUAAAAAAUAUGCUUUCAAAUGUCACCGGAAAUCAGAGGAUGGAAGGGACAUUGUCUACCCUUUAUGGCACUUUUGCUACUGGAGGUUGUGAUGGUUUCGUCAAUGUUUGGGAUGGUAACAACAAGAAGAGGCUAUAUCAGUACUCCAAGUAUCCAACAAGUAUUGCGGCACUGUCAUUCAGCCGAGAUGGUGGAUUACUGGCUGUUGCUUCUAGUUACACGUUUGAAGAGGGAGACAAACCGCAUGAGCCGGACGCAAUCUUUAUUCCAAGUGCUAAUGAAGUCGAAGUGAAACCGAAACCGAGAAACCCAAAGUAUACCCAAAUCCUCCAGUAUAGUCAGGAAUAAUGGAAGAGGUUAAUUCGACUUGUGUGUUGUAUUAUUGCUACGGUGGUUGCCCGAAGAAGAUUGUAGCACUUUAAAGAAGAGUUUUAAAAUCUUGCCUGCACAAUGGGAUUCUGUUUGCACCGGAAAUCAUAACUGUAUCAGAGAAACUACCUUCAAGAUGUAUUCUGUUUGAAGACUUCUUUUUAAGUCAUUUAACCGAUAUUGCCUGCACAAUGGGAUUUACAAAAGAUUUAUAAUCAACCGUAUAAGUUAAA